Messenger RNA from Sceloporus undulatus (fence lizard), 2512 nucleotides. Its product is annotated as E3 ubiquitin-protein ligase TRIM7-like. NCBI's taxonomy places the organism in Eukaryota, Metazoa, Chordata, Lepidosauria, Squamata, Phrynosomatidae. The coding region runs from base 547 to 1644 and encodes 365 amino acids. Gene Ontology annotation, molecular function: zinc ion binding. The transcript has 9 exons. The record is from RefSeq and is a predicted model, not a curated record.
AUCCCCAGCCUAAUCCUCCUGGCAUAGUCCCCCUCCUCCCCUCCCUCUUUCUCUCCUGAGGCGCCAUUUUCUGCCUUCUUUCUCCCCCAAAAGGGCGGGAAAGUUCCAAAGGUAAAACUGAAGAGAGAGAAAGGAAGGCGAGCGCCCAUUGGACACAGCUGUCUCCAGCCUCAACCAAUCAGAGCGGCGGGACUAGGGAAUCCCCUACGACUAUAGGAGGAGCCCUUCUCGCAUUAGGGAGAAAGAAGCACAGCUGGGCUUGCAAGAAGACUACAGUUCCCAGAGGGCCGUUCGGCAAGAAUAGAACCAAGAAGGUACUCGGGGCGGCGCGUUGCCCUUCGGGAAGUGUAGUCCGUUGCCUGGCAAAGGUGUGACUAUAUAAGGAGCCUGGCUGGAACUUCCAUCCACAGUCCCAGGUGGCUUGUGCUUGUUCUGUGGCUGCCCCUCCCCAGGACACUUGCGGCGGGCUGCAGAUCAUUUCAUCCAGAUUGAAAGUCAUUCCUUUACAGCGCUCUCUGAAACAGCAGUUGGUUGGAUUUCUUUUAUAUGAUGGCUUGGCCCACUCUGGUAACAAAGAGAAUGCAAAAUCCAUUCCAUUUUGAGAACCCAAAGGGUGAGCUCAUUGGGAAGAAUGUUUGGUUCGAAGCAACAUGCUACCUGUGCCUUGAGCUUUUCGUAGAUCCCGUCUCGCUAGACUGCGGGCAUGACUUCUGUCGAGGCUGCAUUUUGCACUCCUGGAGGGAGUGUAAGAUGGAUACUGUGUGCCCUCGGUGCAAGCAGCCGGUUCUUCGGACAAGCCUCAAGCCACAUAGUCACCUGGCUAAAGCUGUGAGGAUGAUCCAGUGGAUGUGUCACGACAGAACGCAACUAGUCGAAGGGGGGAAACUCUGCGAUGAACACCGGCAGGCCGUGAAAUACUUCUGCAAGGACCAUCUUCUGUCCUUCUGCUAUGAGUGUGAGGAAUCCAAGGAGCACCUGGCUCACAAUGUCCUCCCUGCAUCGAAAGCUGAUGGAGAAUACAAGGAUCAGAUUGUUGAACGUGUUCAGGUUCUGUUGAAACAGCAGAACGACAUUGAUAUAUACAAGUCAGAUAUGGAAGCAGAAUGGCAAGAGAUUUUUAGACAAAUGGAGGUAGAGAAGCAAAGAAUAAUAGAUGGGUUUGAAGAAAUACACCAGCAUAUAACAAAAGAAUGCAACCGAUGGAUUUCUAGAAUAGAAGAUGAUGUGAAAGAGAUGCAGUUGAAGAAGAGUGCACACAUGGCUGAGAUCGCCAAGGAACGUGCCGACCAUAAAGAGUUUAUGUCGAAGUUGCUGAAGAUGCGUCAGCAGAGGACACUUGACUUUUUGAAGACCGUUGAAAGCACCAUGGAAGCGUGUAAGGAGGAAAAACAUGUAAAGCUGAUGCCUCUUCCAACAUCGCCGAAACAGUAUAUCAUAAAGCUGCGAGAUUUUCACUCCCUUAUGAUGAUUUCCAUGAAGGAAUUUGAAGAUUUUCUGGAAUCUGGAAGAUGGAAGGAUAGAGUGAUUUUUGAUCCAGGUGCAGAUUUUCCCACCUAUCUGAAAAAACGAGAUGCCUGUCUGGCUUAUCAAGAAAUGGGAUGUUUCUUUUCCUCAUCUACUGCGAUGCAAGGAAUUUACGACUGAUAAAAUGUUCCAGGGAAAGUGGAAAGGAAUGAGGGUGGGUGGGAGGGUGGGACUAAGAAGCCCCGCCAAGUAUCCCAUGAGGAGAAAGGCAAUGGUCUUCACUGCUUUCAGAAAGGGAUCUGGGCUAUGGGCACAUAGGGAAAACAGAUAUGUAGCUUUCACUUACACUAGACUCUAAAUCUUUUUGGAGGUGGGGGCUCAGGGAAACCUGAUUUAUAUGAGAUAAGUAUUCUUUUAAAGAUGAUAGAACAAACUUGCUAUUCACAUUUUCUGCAGAGAGUCUUCUGGAUUCUGAGAAAAGCCCAGUUUAGUCUCUGAGGCACUAACUAAUCUACUUUACCGGCCUUACUUUAGUUGUGCAUCUCCACACAGUGAUUCUUGGACUUGAUUUCAGGUUUCCUCUACAUCAAGAGCUGAGAGAAGUUACUUUUUGGACUACAGCUUCCACUGUCUCCAGCGCCACAGCCUUACUGGAUGGAGAUUUGGGAAGUUGUGCUCCAAAAACAUAACUUUUUCCCCGAGCUCCAUCUCUUCUUUUUAAUCCCACUAGGUAGUUUUGUUUAUCCAGUGAGGCUUGGGUACCAUCAUAGGCUGGAUUCUUAGAAAACAAGAAUGGUGACGUGGUGUCCAUUGCUAAAUGAGAUACCAAUGUGUAAGAUUUCCAGUCAGAUAAGUAGAUCCUGCUCUGCAGUGUGACAUGGAAUGACAGGUUGUGUCCUGUGUGACUCCUUUUAAUGUGAUAUGUAGUCCCAAGUAGAUUUGAAUGUUCAUUUUUAAAUAACACCUCAGUUCACACUCUUUCUUUCUCCCCAUGUGUAUGGGUAUAGUUUUUCCUAUGUCUUUUGAUGUAUCCAAUAAAGUUGUUUUU